UGGAUCGUCCAAAACACAUGACACUCCUGCAUCCACACGAACACAUCAAGACAAGCUAGCAGCUUAGCUGAUCCAGCAAAACCCAAGAUAAUGGCCGGGAGCAGGAAGGGCGCCGCGCUGCUGGUGGUGGCGAUGAUGAUAUUGGCGUUGCUGGCGCUGGUGGCGUCGCCGGCGGCGGGGCUGAAGGUGUGCAACGUGGACAGGGACAGCGUGGUCAAGUGCUGCCGGCCGUACUGCGCGGUGGGGAGCACGGAGGAGAAGCCCAGUGAGCCGUGCUGCGCGGCGGUGCGGGGCGCCAACUUCAAGUGCCUCUGCCGCUACAAGGACUUGCUCUCCGCCGACAUCGACGGCGACCGCGCCGUCCAGAUCCCGUCCCAGUGCGGCAUCCCCGGGGCGCCAACCUCCUGCUCUUAAAUUAAAGCUUCACAGUUGCUGAAUUAGCUGGCAUGCGUGGGUUUGAGAUUGUUGGUAAUUAAUUAAGCUAGCCCGGCCGGCUGAAUAAAAAGAUCUGGUCUUUUGCUGUUCCUUCAGGUACCACCGGCUGGUUCUAGUGCGUUCAGCUGGCUGCAUGCUGAUCGUGCAUUAUUCAUAUAUCAUGUGCAUGCCUUGUGUAGUUUGUGUGUGCCUAUGUGGGCUAUGUAUGGUCUUGAUUUAUUGUACUGUGUGUUGGUGUGUUCGUCUGCUUCGACUUUGUUGCAGUAGCAAAACAUGCGUGGUAUUUUCGUUACGGUUUGUUAA
Messenger RNA from Brachypodium distachyon (stiff brome), 738 nucleotides. RefSeq names its product putative lipid-transfer protein DIR1. Gene Ontology annotation, biological process: systemic acquired resistance. Lineage: Eukaryota; Viridiplantae; Streptophyta; Magnoliopsida; Poales; Poaceae. Bases 91 to 414 code for a protein of 107 amino acids. The transcript has a single exon. Gene Ontology annotation, molecular function: fatty acid binding. The record is from RefSeq and is a predicted model, not a curated record.